Molecule: messenger RNA, 1398 nt
Organism: Botrytis cinerea B05.10
Lineage: Eukaryota; Fungi; Ascomycota; Leotiomycetes; Helotiales; Sclerotiniaceae
Exons: 3
Coding region: 234-659 (141 amino acids)
Cellular component (GO): mitochondrion
Molecular function (GO): oxidoreductase activity
Source: RefSeq, a predicted model, not a curated record
GUCCUCGUUGCUAUGGUACAAAACACAAAAUUUACUGCGCGGAAAUGGCAGGGAUCAAGGAUUCACCAAGGAUUUAUUUUUGAUAGCAUGGUACGGAGGGGAAAGCCGCACAAGGUCAAAACGGUCAACGUCAUCUUAACUUUCAAAGCUUCAGGAUUUCGACGACGUUGAACAACAGCAUCUCACAACGUUUACAAUAAUACCAACCAACAAAACAAUACAUAUCAGUCACCAUGUUUCGAUUUCACAAAACGCUCGAUGUCAUCACUCUCUUUCACAAGGCAAGCUCUCCAGCUUCAGUAAGAGUCCAUACUCUUUUGAAGCAAGCCUCUGCCAAUGCUGCCGAAUCCGCGACAGAGGACCAAGCUAGCGACCACUCUGCCCAAACCAGCCCAAAGAGACAAGAGUUCGAAUUGGAAGUCACCGAAUCUGCACCUACCCCAGAUCAACUUAAGAGCAUUCUGGAAUACAUAGGUGUAUCAAAGGUGGGCAGUAUUGUUACAGGUGCAAAGGAUGAAGCAGAUGCCGUAAGGAAGAUCAAAGCCAAUGACGAUAGCUUCCAAAGACCUCUGACUGUGGAUUGGAGCAAUGGAAAAGCCGUUGCUGGAGACAGUAAAUCUGAGAUAUUGACGAUGCUUAAUGCUCUUUCUAAAAACUAGUCUUUGCAUUGCAUUGUUUGCGUUGUACAUCAUCUUAAAAGUUUACAAUACCAAUUUCACAAUAUCAAUUUGUUUAAUCGCAUCAACUACUGAAGCCUUCCCGCAUGACUGGGUAAUGUGACAUAUGGGAGUGAAUAGAUGGUUUGGAGCUGGACGGAAAAUAAGUCUAGUGGUUUAUGCUGGGACGGUCACGAUAACUUGAAGGGAUUUAUUAAAUAUCAAGAUUCGAGACGGCAGUUGUAAAAUCAAGAAGUAUGUCCCCUUAGUACUUGUUCGUCAUUCCAUGCAGUCCACCACGUACAGUUUCAAACAGAGCAUUCUUCCAAUGGAGCUUUUCUUUCUCGUGUUUGAGUUCAGUACAGGGAAGACGGAAGAUGGAAGAUAGAAGAAGAUGGAAGAAUGGAAAAAUCGUAGGCCGAAAGGGCAAAACGACUCAAAAACGAAGGGACGAAACCCUAUUGUUAGAGUUUUCACAGUGUGCGAUGUGGCUCCUUCCUUUCGUUAUCCAUCAGUCUGAAUGGAUAUGUAGGUACGAUGCGGUAUGAUAAAGCUGGCCUCAGAUCAUGCCAAUGACAUGAAGAUCAUGAGCUAUAAAAUGGAAUUUCCAAUCACAUCACACAUAUUAUACACAUUGGUCACCUGGGCACUCGUCAUGAAGUUCUACAAAAGAUAAUAGAUAGCACUUGUGGUUCUUAGCGUUCAUCUAGGAGGUGAAUUAGGUGAAUUAGUACGGUAGAGA